GCGCCCGUGAGCUGCUAAUGGGCUUCGCCGAGGUCCAACGUCACUUCUGGCAGCGGCGAAUGAAAUGGCGAGCGUCGGCGGAGGUGGCGGCGGCGCGGGCAAGAUGGCGGACAAGGAGAAGAAGAAGAAGGAGAGUAUUUUGGACCUCUCCAAGUACAUCGACAAAACAAUCCGAGUGAAAUUCCAAGGUGGGAGAGAAGCAAGUGGUGUCUUGAAAGGAUUUGACCCUCUUCUGAACCUUGUGCUAGACGGUACCAUUGAAUAUAUGCGAGAUCCAGAUGAUCAAUACAAAUUAACAGAAGACACACGUCAGCUGGGACUUGUGGUCUGCAGAGGGACUUCUGUCGUUCUUAUUUGUCCUCAGGAUGGAAUGGAAGCUAUUCCAAACCCUUUCAUUCAGCAGCAAGAUGGCUAAUGCUUUCUUUGGAUUGUCUCUGAAGACUUCAAGGGUGCAAAUCAUUGGAGAAAACUAUCAGUGUGUGAGAAGCUUCCUGUUUUGGGGGAGGAGUUUGAAUGUGUAUAUGUUAGUGUGAAAGAAUGGUCAACUUUUAUUUUUGUGGCUUUUCAUAAAUGAUGAGAGGAUGGGGCACGGUGUGUAAGAAGUAAGUUCUGAUACUUUUUUUUUUUUUUUUCCCCUCCUGCAAAUAAGUGUGUAACUACAUUGUUUAGAGCUGACAGGAGAGAAUAUAUUGUCAUGGUAUUGUCUGAGACCCUCUUGAUCUUGUGAGUUUUCAAACCACCACAUAAAAUUAGUAAAGAAUGCCCUGAAUAUUGGUUAUAUUAUUUACAUUUUUAAAUACAUUAAAAAUGUACUUAAUCUAAAUUAAUCUAAAGCCUAAAUACAUUAGAACCUGUUUUUCUUCCUCUUAGAUGUCAGUACUCAGCUGGGAAGCAUUGUGUUGUAGUCUUCCCCGCUGUUGAGUUCAGUCUCUUUUGCCUGCUUGCUCCAGCGCAUGCAGGAAAAUUACUUUCCUUGUAUAGUACCUUGUCAUCACCUUUACAAGCUGUGUUGCUAAGAUCUUUUCUAGCACUUGUUCCAGAUCUUGUGGGCUGUGAUCUGUGUAUCAGAAGGUUCACAUAUUUCUACUGAAGGACUGGACUAACUUCUAGGAUGAUUCUUGGCUCAGUGACAUGAACCUUACAGAAGUAUCUAUUUGAUACUUGGGAUUUUAGGGGAAGAAUAUUUAAGAUCCUAAUGUUCAAUUGUAGGCAGUAUCUGGAAAUACUGCAUAUUUUUAUAUUGUAGCUAUCUACUUGUGGUUCUGCUUGUUAUAACUUGAUUUGUAAGUAAACAUUUUUAUUUCUUUUAUACUGCAGAAACAGCAAGAUUUGAGGAGUUUUGAGUGAAUAAAUACAAAUUAAUCUGUU
Aquila chrysaetos chrysaetos is the source of this 1368-nucleotide messenger RNA. RefSeq names its product LSM7 homolog, U6 small nuclear RNA and mRNA degradation associated (gene LSM7). Lineage: Eukaryota; Metazoa; Chordata; Aves; Accipitriformes; Accipitridae. The record is from RefSeq and is a predicted model, not a curated record. Gene Ontology annotation, biological process: nuclear-transcribed mRNA catabolic process; mRNA splicing, via spliceosome. Gene Ontology annotation, cellular component: Lsm1-7-Pat1 complex; U12-type spliceosomal complex; spliceosomal tri-snRNP complex. The transcript is spliced from 4 exons. Gene Ontology annotation, molecular function: RNA binding. The coding region runs from base 65 to 415 and encodes 116 amino acids.